Messenger RNA from Psilocybe cubensis, 672 nucleotides. RefSeq lists its product as uncharacterized. NCBI's taxonomy places the organism in Eukaryota, Fungi, Basidiomycota, Agaricomycetes, Agaricales, Agrocybaceae. The record is from RefSeq and is a predicted model, not a curated record. The coding region runs from base 1 to 672 and encodes 223 amino acids. The transcript is spliced from 3 exons.
AUGCGUGUAUCAGCAAUUAUUCUCCUUUCUGCAUUUACCUUGGUGCUCGGGGCCCCUAUCAGCAGUGGGGUUGUCGCUCGUAGCAGUUCGGAUAUUGUCGUAGCAAGAGAUGCAGCCCCUGGUAAUCCCGACUGGAAACGCGAGGCUGAGGCUGGCGGCAAGAACCCGGCUUGGAAGAGAGAAGCUGAGGCCGAGGCUGAGGCUCAGAGAGGUCGUGACCCAUCCUGGAAGCGUGAGGCAGAGGCAGGAGGCAAGAAUCCGGCUUGGAAACGAGAGGCGGAGGCGGAGCCUCAAAGGGGCCGUAACCCAUCCUGGAAGCGUGAAGCUGAGGCUCAGAGAGGUCGUAACCCAUCCUGGAAGCGAGAGGCUGAGGCUGAGGCUGAGGCUCAGAGAGGUCGUAACCCAUCCUGGAAGCGUGAGGCAGAGGCAGGAGGCAAGAAUCCGGCUUGGAAGCGAGAGGCUGAGGCUGAGGCUCAGAGGGGUCGUAACCCAUCCUGGAAGCGUGAAGCCGAGGCCGAGGCUCAGAGAGGUCGUAACCCAUCCUGGAAGCGAGAGGCUGAGGCUGAGGCUGAGGCUCAGAGAGGUCGGAACCCAUCCUGGAAGCGUGAAGCCGAGGCAGGAGGCAGGGAUCCGACAUGGAAGCGCGAGCCAGCCCGCAAUCCUACCUGGUGA